Fonsecaea erecta is the source of this 1476-nucleotide messenger RNA. RefSeq lists its product as hypothetical. The coding region runs from base 1 to 1476 and encodes 491 amino acids. Lineage: Eukaryota; Fungi; Ascomycota; Eurotiomycetes; Chaetothyriales; Herpotrichiellaceae. Gene Ontology annotation, molecular function: transmembrane transporter activity. Gene Ontology annotation, cellular component: fungal-type vacuole membrane. The record is from RefSeq and is a predicted model, not a curated record. Gene Ontology annotation, biological process: transmembrane transport. The transcript has 2 exons.
AUGUCCCGUGCCGGAUUAGUAUCGCCAUAUCCUCGUUCGUACAUGAUCAAGCAGCUCAGAGCAAUCCAAAUGCCACAAACCGAGAGAAUUGCUCUGAGGGAGUCGCUGCCAUCGGACGGCGGCGAGCCAGGGACUCAAGAUGUCGAUGGCGACGACACAACAAAUUUGGAUCAUGGCAGUUCGAGGCAGCGGGUGUCAAGGAGGCAGAAAAUCUCAGUCCUUGUGGGCUCCUCGAUCCUGCAGCUGCCAAUAUGGGGAUUUGCCAUGAAUUAUGGCGUCUUCCAGGAGUACUAUUCGAGCAACUGGAUGUUCACGGGCAGUCGUGACACCACUGGUAUCAUCGGCACCACCUCCAACGGCGUCAUGUACCUCUCGAUGCCUUUCCUCUUCGCGCUCUUCACACGGCGAUGGGCCCGGCGACGCCAGGUGGCGGCUCUUUGCGGUGCUGUCCUCACCUGCGUCUCCUUCCUCUUGUCCUCCUUCAGCACCGAUGUGUGGCAUUUGGUUGCCACGCAAGGAGUGACCGCCGCCCUGGGAUGUGCUCUCAUCUACAGCCCGACCACCCUGUCCCUCGGGGAGUGGUUCAACACGGGGAACCGGGCCGUCGCGUACGCGGUGGUCUUGUCGUCCAAGAACAUUGUGGGAUCGGCCUGUCCAUUCCUGCUGCGAGCCCUGCUCGACCGGUACGGGUUUCGCACGACGCUGAGGAUAUGGACGGGCGUUGCAGCAGGCACCGGCGUCGUCGCCAUCUACAUGAUUCCGACGCCACCAUCGACCACCGCCUCGAGCCCCCACCGGUCACGCAAGAUCCCGUGGCACUUUCUCAAGCACCAGACCUUCUACAUCUACAGCAUCGCCACCAUCCUGCAGAGCUCCGGCUACGGCAUCCCGCAGACGUACCUGAGCACGUAUGCGCACGAAGUCACCCUGCUCUCGCAGACGUCGGCGACGCUACUGCUGACGUUGUUCAAUCUGCCGGGGAUCGUCUCGUCGCCGUUCUUCGGCUACCUCAGCGACAACCCGUGCUUCCCGCUGUCGGCCACGACCGUGACGGCCAUCUCGGCCGUCAGCUCGGCUCUGUCGACCUUCCUGUUCUGGGGUUUGACGUCGCAGGGCACUAUGGCGCUGCUGGUCCUGUUCUCCAUGACCUUUGGCUUCUUCGCUGGCGCGUACAGCGCCACCUGGGGCGGCGUCAUCAACGAGCUGGAGCGCGAGGCCGCCCUGCGUAACGAGGCCGUCGACUCGGGCAUGCUGUACGGCCUGCUCAACGGCGCCCGCGGCAUCGGCUACGUCAGCGGCGGUCUGGCCGGCGUGUCGCUCCUCAAGGCCGGCACCAAGAUCGCCGCGCCAUCGGUCCACGGCCCCGGCUUCGAGACCGCGUAUGGACCGCUGAUUAUCUUUACGGGUCUCUCGGUGGUGUUUGGCGGCUGGGGCAUCUUGUGGAAGAUGCCGAAGAUGUUGCAUUAUUUAAUAUAA